UUAAAUGGUCUGCUGGAUUCCGAUGGCGAAGUCGAUCAUAGUCUAUCUCUAAAAAAUGGUUCUUAUAAAUCUGAGUGCUACCUCCAGCCGCCUGAUAUUGUAGGCUCCUCUAUUGCUUCCGUUUCCAUGACACAUAAUGUUGGGACCGUACUCUACAUCAGUCCGGAAAUAUUGGCGGAACGUCAUUGGCGAAGUGAAACAGGCCGAGGGCGCAUUGCUUAUGAUGAGGUUGUUUUUUAUUUUUUUUAUAAACUCACUUCUUAA
This is a messenger RNA of Protopolystoma xenopodis, 264 nucleotides long. The record is from the annotation of a GenBank genome assembly. Lineage: Eukaryota; Metazoa; Platyhelminthes; Monogenea; Polystomatidea; Polystomatidae.